Molecule: messenger RNA, 690 nt
Organism: Rhagoletis zephyria (snowberry fruit fly)
Lineage: Eukaryota; Metazoa; Arthropoda; Insecta; Diptera; Tephritidae
Source: RefSeq, a predicted model, not a curated record
AUGGUAAUCGGUAGCGAUAUCACCCCACAGAUUCUGGUACAAGGACUCCAUCACAACGUAUGUGGUACACUUAUGACACAAAACACGAUAUUCGGAUGGAUCCUCAGCGGGCCGAUUGCUGAAAAAAUAUCAACAUUCUUCACGUGUGUCACCGAAUCGCAAAACGACUCCCUUAACAGUCUUUUAAGGAAAUUCUGGGAACAGGAAGAAGUCUCCACAGAGAAAACGCUGUCCGAAGAUGAUAAACGCUGCGAGAAAUUGUACCGUUCGACAACAAUUCGGCAAGCAGAGGGAUGCUAUAUGGUUAAACUACCCUUCAAAGAAGGGGUUCCAGACAAAAUAGCCUUGGGUCACUCCCGACUAGGAGCGCAGCUUCAAUAUCUCAGCAUCGAAAGGAGUCUGGAGAAAAGACCGGAACUAAAACAUAAAUACGCUGAGGUAUUGGAUGAAUACUUGGCUAUGGAUCACAUGGCUCCCACUUCUUCACGUGAAGUUAUAAAUGAGGGGAAAUAUUUCUCCUUUUAUUUGCCGCAUCAUGCUGUCUUGAAACCUGAUAGCAAAACCACUAAGGUUAGGGUCGUUUUUAAUGCCUCUAAAAACUCCCACUCAGGGAAUUCCUUAAACGAUGCGCUACCCACGGGCCCAGUCUUGCAAAAUGACUUGAUGCUAAUCAUACAAGUUUGUUUUUAA